Messenger RNA from Trypanosoma cruzi, 1737 nucleotides. RefSeq lists its product as uncharacterized. Gene Ontology annotation, biological process: poly(A)+ mRNA export from nucleus. The record is from RefSeq and is a predicted model, not a curated record. Gene Ontology annotation, cellular component: nucleus. The transcript has a single exon. Gene Ontology annotation, molecular function: RNA binding; metal ion binding. The coding region runs from base 1 to 1737 and encodes 578 amino acids. Lineage: Eukaryota; Euglenozoa; Kinetoplastea; Trypanosomatida; Trypanosomatidae.
AUGUCAGCUCCAUACAAGAAGAAGAACACACAAAACGUGCCUUGCAUUUACUUCAAGAGGGGUGCGUGUACGAAUCAGCGCUGUCCAUACUUGCACGUGCGUGGGAAGGAGUUGGGUGAGAAUGCAGAUGCGGCACCGAUCGGCAACGGCUCCACAGACGCUGCGACGAAUUUGCUGUCAACGAUGCUGAAGUUGGUCUUUGAGAAGCAACAACACCGUGUGUAUGACGCGUCGUCAGGGAUGUUGGACCUGAGCGAGCUGCGAAAAUUUCCCGACCUGAAGGAUGUUUCAAACUCCAUCAACUUUAAUACACAGAGCUUCUGUCGCGCACUCUGCUCGUCAAUAAAAUCACUCAUUGUCCCACCGCCAUCUGCCAUGCAGUUAAAGGGAAAUGACAUCACUUCUUUUUUUCAUUUUGCCUCACAGAUGGAAAAUGCAGGUCUGCACUUGUCGUUGCGGGCACUUUCACUAGAGGCAAAUGAUAUCAAGACAAUGGAGGCACUUCAAGGAAUUAAAAAGUUCAGCAAUUUGCAAGAGUUGGUUCUUGUGGGUAAUGCCGUGGCCAGGCGUGACGACUACCGCGCGGAGGUGAAGAAAGCCAUGCCGUUUCUCCUCGGACUGGAUGGGGAAGCCAUCAUGGCGCCACCACUGUUACUGCCAUGGCCACGGUUUACAAAUUCAGAUUACACAGACGCACAGCAGCAUGUGCUUCAGUUUGUGCAGUGCUCAUUGUUGAAUCCACUGCAGGCAGGGGAUGCAGCGGGAGUUCCACAAGGUGUGGAUGCGGUAUCCGAUUUUUAUGCCCAGAAAGCCAUUCUGAGUAUUUCCCUCUCGUCGCCAGAGGCCGCGGUAAGUACUCCGGCACGGACUGUCAAAAGCUCUCCGGUGGGAGGUACACAGCGCAAUGUUGUUCGUGAAAUUGUUAGUUUCCGUCUCAAACAGACUGAAAGUAACCACAACCUACUACACGGCGUGAAGUCAAGUGUUGUGGCGUGUGGGCGAACAAAAGUAUGCUCACAACUGGAGCAUUGGUUGUAUCCAAAAAAUUUUUUGGUAGAACAUUUUGUGCACAGCAGUGCAAGCGCCUCUUUCUUGGACAAUACGUAUCUUUCUGGUCCAUCACCCGCGAUAAUGAAGGUGCCAGUGACGGUGGUAACGCUGCAUGGUGUGAUGGCGUGGACCCAUCUCAGCCCACAAAAUCAGUCAAGCAACGAUCGAGUGGUUAUUUAUCGCAACUUCUCACGCGUAAUUUCCGUUCAGCAAAAUGAUGCUGGUCGUUGGUUAAUAACGAACGAUAUGGUGUCACUGUACCCAUUUCCAGGGGACGCAGCGAGUCCGUCAACGAAGGGUGAUGCUAACGCUAGUACUCAAAUAAGCUUGAGUGAGUGCCGUAUUCUUUUUAGUCCCAGAGAAGAUCGCAGUCGUGCUGAGGUACUUGGCAGAAAAAAGAAUGUACCAUUGGAGGUGGUGUUGGCAUUGAGUCAACAUGUGAGCAAUGAUGCAGAACUAAUAACUGUGCUCAACGACAUUGGAGGUGUGCCGCUGAGCAUGUAUGAGCACUGUGCCACACUAGCAGGAGAGAAUAUACUAGAGAGUAUUCAGGUGUGCCGUAUAGGUAACCGGUUUGGAUUGGCCCCAGAAGAAGGUUUGGAAUUGCUUCGACGGGUGGGUGGAAAUUGGUGUGCUGUAGAGGAAGCGAUGGCUGCAGCUGUAGGGGUAACACCACAGGCAUCAUAG